AUGCAGGCUUUUGUCCCGAAAAAUAGGAGGAUAAACGACAUCAACAAUGUUCCCUUGAGCAAUGGCGUUACGUAUGUGCGAUGGCGCCUACCGUCAGGAGUCUCAGCAGAGCAUCAGGGUCACACAGAAAAGGCGACUCUCAGUGACCAUCGUGCAUACUGGAAUUAUGAAAAGGUCCUCCAUGUGAGGCUCACUAUCGACAGGGCAUCCACACUCCAGGACUGCGAAAUAUUCUUCGAAAUCAUUCAAGAGUUCCACUCUUCAAUAGAGAAGAAUGUGCUUGGAAAAAUCAAGCUCAACCUUGCUGAAUAUGUGGAUAAGGUUGAAGAGGAUGAAGGUGUCGUUAGAAGAUACCUUAUGUUCGACAGCAAGGUCAAUAGUACCGUUAAGAUUGGGAUUGCGAUGCACCAAACGGAAGGAGAUCGAGGCUUCACUACGCCAAAUCUGAAAUCGGCCACCGUCUUUGGAGGAAUUGCGGGCGUGGUUCAUUCUUCCGAGCCAAUAGACUCGGAUGAGAUCGGCCAGAUGCCCUCGAUCAACACACAAAGCAGAGAGACUGCCGACAUGCAAGACCUAUAUCGAAGAACCCUAGCGGCCUCGUGGACGUCUCGAUCAUGCGACUUGCCUGCCGAUAAACUAGUUGAGGAGCUGUUCUCAGGCAGCUCCUGUUGGAACAACGACGCCCACAACACUGUCAAUGGAAGCUACGUGGGGCCCGACCAUCGGGAUAACUUUUUGGACCCUGAAGCUGGGGCCCGACAGUCACGCUCCGGCAAGAGAUUGUCGCCUAGCCUAUCACCCGGAUUUGAGAGGCGACCGAAGAGCACCUCAAGUAACCACUCCCGCAGCAGCUCGAAAACGCCAGACUCUCGAUCUACACUGGGCAAUGCUCAAAAGGGCGGCAGUCUUGAACAACAAUUUUAUGAUGGGGCAAAGGGCCGUGGUGGGAAGGGACGACAUGCUGAGCAUGAGCUGUGCGAAUUCGAUGUGCGAGAUGAUCUUCGAAGUUGGGAGGUUGUCUCUAAUAGCGAGAACAAGGCCCGCGAGGUUUAUGAAAGUAUCAAGCAGUGGACCUGUAAAUCUGGUCGCCUUGACAAACUAUACGCCUUCUCCUACCAACCGCCUCCUCCGGAGAAGGAACUCAACGGGUGGGAUUUGUAUGACCCGCGCAAGGAGUGGGAACGGCAAGGAAUCCACAAGGAAAACUCCGGAUGGCGCCUAUCCGAAGUCAAUACCAACUACGAGGUACGUGGUACAGUUGGCAUGGGCCAGGCGAAGAAGAUGACUCCACAUUACUUACUCAGAUCGUCGAUAGUUCUCCCCAACGUACCCAGCACUGAUCCCGGUGCCCUCGGCCAUUUCCGACAACACCAUCAACUAUGCAGGACGCUAUCUAUUCAGGAUGAAAAGUUACUGGCUGCCAUUUUCUCGACCUCUCGUUCGGAGCGCCCGUUGGCUGGCUUCGCUCAGGCAAGCAUAGAGAGGGAAGCAUCUGACUCCAGCCAGGAAAGCACGGAGACUUCACAAAGUGACCGGGACAUGUCCAAUGCUGAGGAAAUAGAGGAUGAUAUGCUAGCUGCUACCCAGGGAGACCCCGAAGAGCAGCGUGCGGUAUACGGCGCUCAGCAGUCGAAUCUCAUUGUGGAUGCGCGUCCGACGGUGAAUGCAUUUGCUAUGCAAGCAGUUGGACUUGGCUCGGAGAACAUGGACAACUACAAAUUUGCUACGAAGGCAUACCUAGGGAUCGACAACAUCCAUGUUAUGCGCGAUUCCUUGAAUAAAGUCAUCGAUGCACUAAAAGAGACGGAUGUCACUCCUCUGGGACCGAAUCGGGAUCUGUUAGCACGAAGCGGGUGGUUGAAACAUAUCGCCGGGAUUUUGGAUGGAGCUGGGUUGAUUACCCGGCAGGUUGGCCUGACACAUUCCCACGUUCUCAUUCACUGCUCUGAUGGCUGGGACCGGACCAGUCAGCUCAGUGCCUUGAGUCAAAUCUGCCUGGACCCGUACUUUCGCACCAUGGAGGGCUUCAUGGUUCUCGUGGAGAAAGAUUGGCUGUCGUUUGGCCACAUGUUCCGACAUCGAUCUGGCCAUUUGAAUAGUGAGAAAUGGUUCCAGAUUGAGAACGAACGUAUCGGGGGAGAUGCCAAUCGUGGAUUUGGAGAAAGUGGUGGCGCAGGAAAGGCAAUUGAGAAUGCGUUCCUCAGUGCCAAGGGCUUCUUUGGUCGGGAUAACAACAGCCGCGACUCUUUACAAGACUCGGAUGGGGAGCUCCAGAGCUAUGACUCCGACAGCCCUGCUGCCAAAAAGCCCAGCUCGUCUCCUCGUUCUGCUGUUUCCGAAAAGGAGAUGACGAAGGUGAAGGAGACGAGCCCUGUAUUCCACCAGUUCCUGGAUGCCACCUACCAGCUUCUUUACCAGUAUCCCACCCGCUUCGAAUUCAACGAGCGCUUCCUCCGACGCCUUCUCUACCAUCUCUAUGCGUGCCAGUUCGGAACAUUCCUCUUCAACAAUGAGAAAGAACGGGUGGAUACCCAGGCUCGGGAGCGAACUCGGAGUGUAUGGGAUUAUUUCCUUGCCCGCCGGGAGCAGUUUACUAACCCGCAAUACGACCCCGAGGUGGACGAUCAUAAGCGGGGGAAGGAGCGGUUGAUCUUCCCCCGAGCCAGCGAGACUCGAUGGUGGAACGAAUCAUUUGGUCGAGCGGAUUCGGAGAUGAAUGGGCCUCGACCGUCGGAAUCCUCUCCAGGAUCAGGACGUGAGAGUCCCAGUGAGAACCGUGCGCCUAUUGUGACAGGCGUGGAGACCGCACAGCAGUCCUUUAUGCCUAGUGCAGCAGCAUCUGGAAUCGCGGCUGUGACAUCUGGGAUCUCCAAUCUUGCGGCAUUGAAAAAUGAGUCUCCUGAAAAGGAAGCGAGCAAACCUAAGCCGAUGGAGGUGGAAAUGCAAUAA
Penicillium waksmanii is the source of this 2949-nucleotide messenger RNA. RefSeq names its product phosphatidylinositol-3-phosphatase YMR1. Gene Ontology annotation, molecular function: phosphatase activity. The transcript has 6 exons. NCBI's taxonomy places the organism in Eukaryota, Fungi, Ascomycota, Eurotiomycetes, Eurotiales, Aspergillaceae. The record is from RefSeq and is a predicted model, not a curated record. The coding region runs from base 1 to 2949 and encodes 982 amino acids. Gene Ontology annotation, biological process: dephosphorylation.